AAGGUUGCUACACGUUAAAUAGUCAAAGUUUUUCGUUCCGUUGAGAGAAAGCCACGCUCCAACUGAUGCUUUAUUUGUUGUGACGCCCUGGAGGCCGAAGAGCGGAUAUAAUAUUGAAAAGGGGCAGCUGGCUUGAAUUCAGUACACUGGAAUGGGUGUUCUGUCGCUUUAAAUAUUACUGGCCCAGGCAAUCAUGGGUAAUAAUUCUUCCUUUCUCGCCCUACGGUAGGAGAUUUGAUCGACUUCAGCACAUCUUUUACAGAAUGUUGUGAAACUUAGACGCGGGACGCCCCUGAUCACUACUUUAGUGGACUAAAAUAUCAUUCGCGCACUCUUCGUGUCGGCAAAAAUCAAGCCUGAAAUAAAGUCUUCUUCUUUCCGCCACCAGCUAGUAAGUCCCUUUUUUCCUUGUGAGUUUUGUACCAUCGCCCUGUUGGCCUGCCUUCCCCCUUUACGACCACUGCCUGGCAUUAAACCUUCCGAAUAUCCACGCUUACGUCUCAGCUUCCUGCAUCUGGGUUCUACCCUCCACCGAGUUCAUCACAAACUCAGUGCAGAAAGUGUUGUGAACAUUGUGUGGAGAUGUGUGCAAGAACGACUGGAGAGUACAAGGAAAAACUUCGUGGAUCAAAAAAGGAGGAGGAGCCUCAACGUCACCUACUUGACGCUGUGUUCAAUCUGCAGCCUCGAAUUGUCCUACGGAGAGCAGAUGUCAGAGAAAAUCUUCCAGAGCGGCAGCGGUCAGUGUCCCGUCACGUCAAAGAGGAAGAGGUGGGUGAAGAGGUGCAAUGCAUCAAAGAGGCGGAGGAAGUGUUCCGACACACGAAAGAGGAAGAGCAGGAAGAAAUCAUCCAGGUUCCAUCAACUGGUGUCCAUUUGAAGCGCAAAUAUGAAGGUCAAAGUGAGGAGAGACGAGGGGCAGAGCCUCCAAACAGGAACAGCUCAAGUGACGGAGAGUGCAACAGUGGAGGAUUACAAACAGAUGAUGGUGGUGAUGAUGAUGAUGAUGAUGAUAAUGAACAGUCGGAAGUUAAUAUGACAUGUCGCACUGCCAACAAAUGCUGGAAAUGUUCUCAGUGUAGGAAAGCUUUUGCUUCUAUGAGGAGUUUGAAACAGCACAUGAAAAUACACACAGGAGAGAAGCCUUUUUCAUGCUCAGUUUGUGGUCAAAGAUUCACUCGGAAGGAACACUUAAAAAUACACACAAGAACACACACUGGUGAGAAACCUUUUUCCUGCGCAGUUUGUGGUCAAAUAUUCUCACAGAAAGGACACUUAAAAAUACACACAAGAUCACACACUGGUGAGAAACCUUUUUCCUGUGUAGUUUGUGGCCAAAGAUUCUCUGACAAGAAAAGCUUAAAAAUACACACAAGAACCCACACUGGUGAGAAACCUUUUUCAUGUCCAGUUUGUGAUAAAAGAUUCACUGAAAAGGGAAAAUUAAAAAUACACACAAGAACACACACUGGUGAGAAACCUUUUUCCUGCUUAUUUUGUACUCAAAGAUUCUCUGACAAGAGAAACUUAAAAACACACACAAGUACACACACUGGUGAGAAGCCUUUUUCCUGCUCAGUUUGUGGUCAAAGAUUCUCUCAGAAAGGAAACUUAGAACUACACAAAAGAACACACACUGGUGAGAAACCUUUUUUCUGCUCCAUUUGUGGUCAGAGAUUCACUCAAAAGGGAUACCUAAAAAUACAUACAAGAAUACACACUGGUGAGAAACCUUUUUCCUGCUCAAUUUGUGGUAAAAGUUUCGCUGAGAAGGCAACGUUAAAAAUACACACAAGAACACACACCGGAGAAAAACCUUUUUUCUGCUCUGUUUGUGGUCAGAGAUUCACUCAUAAGGCAAACUUAAAAUCACACGCAAGAAUGCACACUGGAGAGAAACCUUUUUUCUGCUCCGUUUGCGGCCAGAGAUUCACUCAUAAAGGAAGCUUGAAAAUACACACAAGAUUGCACACUGGUGAGAAACCUUUUUCGUGCUUAGUUUGUGGCCAAAGAUUCACUGACAAGAGUUACUUAAAAAUACACACAAGAACGCACAGUGGUGAGAAACCUUUUUCUUGCGUAGUUUGCGGUCAAAGAUUCACUCGGAAGGGAACCUUAAAAAUACACAGCAGAACACACACUGGUGAGAAACCUUUUUCCUGCGCAGUUUGUGGUCAAAGAUUCACUCGGAAGGGAACAUUAAAAAUACAUACCAGAAUACACACUGGUGCUAAACGUUCUUCGUGCUCUGUUUGUGAUCAAAGAUUUUCUUCUAAGUAUCAGGCUGAGACACACAAGUGUGCCGGAAGGAAAAGCCCUGCCCAAGAAGCUGUAAAAGCAUAAAUUGAAAGUCACGCUGACCAUGUGUUUUUGUUCACAACGCCGUUUUUUGACAGCAAGAUUGUGUAUACAUAUCAUGGCUAGGAAGCGGUAAGUGUAUACUUGAAUGUUUUAGUUACGGUUAUCGUUUGAUCUUUUGUCUUGAACAGUGAUGAAAGUCCUCCAGAUUUUCCCAGAAUUCCGAAUUUUUUCAUUUUCAUGAAAAUUGCUCCAGAAAAUUGAGGAGAAAUUGUCUAAAAUUAAUCUGGAUAUUAGUUGACAACAUUGAACGAACAUGCGUUUGGGUUCGUUGUUUUGCUUUCACGAGCGUAGCCAUGUUGAGGCACUAUCACUAGGUCACAAUAACACCCCUCCCCUCGCAUUCUCAAGAGGUUGCUUAUUUUGUGUGGUCUUGACAUUAAUUUACGUUUAUUUCAUAAGCGUUGUUAACUAAAUGAGCAUGCUCCAAAACAACUGUUAUUCUCCCGGAAACAGGAAAUGCAAGUUAACUGUACUGAACAUGUACGGAGCAUGUACGAAAGCUCACGUUCAAAACUGCUUCAUGUAAUGCGGGCGCAUUUACGGCGAAAGUCAUCAACAUCAUGAGCCAUGUCAAAGGAAAUUCAGUUACACCAGGGGUGCUCAUUGCGUCGAUCGUGAGGCAGUUUGACUUUACUGAAUAGUUAAUUCAUUUGUCUUGAGAUAAGAUGUCAUAUUUUAAGCAUAUUUUAAUGACGAAUAUGAUUUUGUGCUAUACAGUGAUAGUGGAUGGGGGGGAAAAAAAUCUGGGCUUGGCCCUUGGGGAACUUUUGCCCAAUUUUUUUUUUUUUGGUCAGGACUUAGAAAUGUUACUUUAAAUUUUUGUCUGAAUUUUGACAUCGCCAGAAUGCACCACAGCCACCCAUUUUUUUUGCAUUUGUAUUUUCAGGAAAUUUCACCAAAGUCCGCUUUCAUCUUAACUUGAAAGUCCUUUGACAAACACUGUAACCAGAGUUGAUUAAGGCACUUGUGCUGGAGUGGGGAAUAAAGAAAGAAGCCACAUGUGAAACUCGAGAGCAAGCAUCAUCUUGUUAUUAUUAGAUUGAGCUAUACUACUUCUCGUAUAUAGCAAUUGCGGUGUGAUUGUGGCUGUGUUGAUGUCAGCUGGGCGCGACGAGACAGGACGAUGGUGGGGGGAAUGAAAUCACCCACGUUAAAAAGUAGAGUUGGACUCAUGUCUACGUUAUUCAAUAACACAACAGCAAGAUCAUAACAUGGUGUCAGAGUGACGGUAGUAUAACUACAGACUCACGGGGGGAAAAAAAAAAAAAAGACAACAAGGAGGCA
Messenger RNA from Syngnathoides biaculeatus (alligator pipefish), 3645 nucleotides. RefSeq names its product gastrula zinc finger protein XlCGF57.1-like. NCBI's taxonomy places the organism in Eukaryota, Metazoa, Chordata, Actinopteri, Syngnathiformes, Syngnathidae. The coding region runs from base 583 to 2343 and encodes 586 amino acids. The record is from RefSeq and is a predicted model, not a curated record. The transcript is spliced from 5 exons. Gene Ontology annotation, biological process: central nervous system development; regulation of transcription by RNA polymerase II. Gene Ontology annotation, molecular function: DNA-binding transcription factor activity, RNA polymerase II-specific; RNA polymerase II cis-regulatory region sequence-specific DNA binding. Gene Ontology annotation, cellular component: nucleus.